GUGUGUGUGUGUGUGUGUGUGUGGGGGGGUCAGUUUUCUUCACCAAGAGUUAGAGGAGGCAGAUGCGCAUCUGCCAGAGUGUCCCAACUGUUUCCUGCGGAGUUACGUUUAAUCCAGAGGUCAGAAUAAGGUGGCAUCCUGAACAGUGCUGGCCAUUAAAAAAGCUAUGAAGGAAUACAGUAUAAAAACGUUUUGCAUGUUCAAAUCAAGGAGAAGUGUUGUUGCAGUAAUAAUCCAUACAUAUUAUGUGUGCCUUUUCUUACUCAUUCCUGUGUGAUCAGCUGUACACUGAAGCAUUAUAAAUGCCAUCUGAGGUUAUCGUGCAACCAUGUGGUAAUAUUGAGUGCAAAUUGUCUUGCAAAUUGUAAAAAAAAAACAAAAGAAAGAAAAAAAAUCAAGCAGAUUUUAAUAAAUGAUGUACAUACAUGCAGAUGCAAUGUUUCCUCUCGCACUCACACAGAAGCACUUCAACUUUGAAUCCAUUUUAGGACUCAGAGUUAAAAGUGGUGAAAUCUGUGAAGAAGAGAAAUCAAUGUUUCGUCUACCUUUAUAAAGGAAAUUGGUGUUUGCACUGGUGCUGAAUAUCACUGAAAGCUUUUGGAAACAAAAUAUGAAAUGUUUACCUACCCACCAAUUUAAACCUAAACUAAAGCAAUUUGUGCAUUUUCAAUACUAUACCUCUGAUGGUAUCAAUGAAUCCUGAUAUUUUAUAUAUUUUAUCACUUCUAUGCCUAUUGUUUCGAGUCACGUUACUCAGUUAUUCAGAAAUAAUGGAGAUUUGUGAUCGAAAGGACCAUUGAAGUCCAUCAAAAUAUUAAAUCUGUCUCAUCAGCACAUGAUGAGACAAGGAUCAAUAAUUCGCAAAAAUGUUGUCCUUUUCAUAACCAUUAUCACUGGUGUUGCUCAACGUUUGGUGUAUAGUAGUCAGUUCUUUCGUGUUUGUGUUUUUUUCGUGUAGUAUGAUGACCACUGGCAGCACCAGAAAUGAAGCAGAUCCCACUCACUCUCGCACUUAGGCAUGUAUGAUUCAUGUUUUGUUGCGUGUGAUAUGUCUCUCAUCGGAAGUUAAUAGCUUUAUGACAUCAGCGCCUCCUCUCCGUGCCUUUGUUUGGCGUCUCUGCUGACCACGCCCCCUCGCUUCUGCCACCAUAAAGGCUUGGGCCGAGCGCGCCGACAGCGGAAUUCCACGCUCACUUGUGUGGACAACAGGUGUACUCGCCCUGGAUGAUGCACUUAGAGUGCCGGUCGUCGCUUUGCACUUCGAAGCACUUUUUGCACAUUUUUGUAACGCAUUUUACGUCCUGAAAAUGCCUUUCCCGCCUAUUAAUCUCCAGCAGAAGAUCCCCUCUCCUGCAAGGGACCUAUUCGGCAAGAAGAAAGCCAAUGUUGAGAAGAGAGACUCCGGGAAGGAGAAGCAGACCUCAUCGUGGUCAACAGCUAAUUUAAGGAAUUUGGGGCGCAAGACGCAACAGGAGAAGAGUCAAAACCCGUCGCAGAAGGAGGUGCAGGGAAAACACUCGUGGCUGACAUCGACCAAACCUCAGGACUCAACUGCAGGAGUGAGGCGCUCCACCUCCGCGGACUCCGGCAGACCGCUCGCAAGCAAAGAGGACGCAUCCAAGAAGGAGAUCCAGUUCACGCUGAGCCUCACGCCAGAGGCCAUCCUUGUCAUUCAGAAACGAAAUUUGGAAAAGCAGAUGCUGGCGAAGCAGCAGAAAUGCUGCGCGUCGGCGGAUUUUCGGCACAGGCGCGUUUUCCCUUCCAAAAAAACGUCGCACGGGAGCUCCAAGGGCGCGCUGGAGACCAAAGUGGAGGAUGCGGAGCAGGACAUCACGGCCAUUGUUAAAAUAUCGCUCUUGAACGACCAGCACAAGUAUGACGAUGUGGAGUAUGAGGAGGAGGACGGAGACGUGGACGAGACGGUGAUGAGGAAGUGCAAAGAGUGGCUCAAGGGGGUCGAAAGUGCCGCAGCUUUGGGAAAAGUUGACAAACUUACUGCACUACCCCACCUUAAAGGCUGCUGAGAGCUGGACUCAAGCCAUGAAGUGACUCCUCUUAAUUAAUGUUAAAUGAUGCAAUGAAAACUAAAGUCUUCAGGUUGUUUUUUUAAUGUCCACGUGGAAUGAAAUGUUACCCGAUGAACGUAUACUUGCUAUGGAACACUUCCCAGAAUGACUUGAAAGAGCUGCAAGCUUAUUAUGCCUUUUGAAUAGUUUAAAUUAUGAAUUCAGUGACUUUUGCACAUGCGGUUUAUGUUUCCAGUGAAGCGCCUCCUGUGGUUUAAAGCGGGGAUUUUCGAUAAAGAAACCUUUUUGUGUGUAAGAGCAAAUCGCUGUCCACAAUUAGGUUUCAUGCCCUGCUGCUAAAACCAAACUGUCCUUUAUCUCCCAUCAAAAAGAGGCUUCUAUAUUCUGAUGUACAGUAUUAAUAUUUCUACCGAGAAAUUGAUAGUUGGUGCCAUUUUAAAAGUAAAGGGUUUUGUACGAUCCACGCAGCUUCUUAAAAUAUGAACUUGUGCCUCUUUUUUCAUGAUUUAUAAUCACUGACUUUUGUUGGAUAUCAGAGAGGCUCUUUGUUGCCAUUGUAGCUACCUGCGGCCAUUUGGGCAUUAGUGUACUAAGCCUCUUAGAUUUCCUGCUAAGCAGGGUUGACCAGUGUAUUACUGUAGGGGCCACGUACAGGAGCGCCAUCAGGAAGUUGCCUCUAAUUUUUGUAUUACCAGAGUAUACAAUACACCUCACCACGAGACAGUGUCUUGAGACUUUGGUUUUCCUACACUGAAGUGUAUGUGUACAAUUCUCAGCAAGUAAUGCAAAUAAAUGGAUGUCUUGUUCAAUGAA
Messenger RNA from Hippocampus comes (tiger tail seahorse), 2840 nucleotides. RefSeq names its product proline rich 18 (gene prr18). The record is from RefSeq and is a predicted model, not a curated record. The coding region runs from base 1308 to 2024 and encodes 238 amino acids. Lineage: Eukaryota; Metazoa; Chordata; Actinopteri; Syngnathiformes; Syngnathidae. The transcript is spliced from 2 exons.